CCAGCAGCCGUAGACUUUCAACUAAACGAAUCAUAAAAAUUUCUCUCUAGAUCACACAAACACAGAAAAUCUUUUGCGUUAGCUCAUUAUUUUCCUGUGUUAUAUAGAUCUACACCAUGCAUCAAGAUUGUGGUAGCAGAGCCGUUCUUAUACCCAUUAUUGCAGCAUCUGCAAUUGGGGUUGCAGCGGCCGCAGGUGCAAGGCAUUAUUUGCAACGCCGCAAUCAUCAAAAUCACUCAAUAGAAGCAGAACCCAUGGCCAUCACUCCGAUACUGUUUGAAGCAACAGAAUCAGCUCACGGCGACACACUAGAAGGAUUUCCUCAUUAUGUUGCUAGACAAAUUGGUUUCCCUGAUCCAAGCGAAUGCCCUCAACUCUGCAAAUUAGCAUAUGAUUAUUUGAGGAAAACUGAGCGAUGCGAAGAAACUAUAUACGAUUUUUUUGCGAAUGAAACCGAUGCUGAUGCAGUUUACAUGAAACUCAUCGAGGAGUUUGACAGAUGUAUACUUGGUUAUUUUGCACAUAAUUGGAAUCGAGCAACAACUAUGAUCACUCAGGUUCUAAGGUAUCAAUCAGAUCAGCCAAAAAGAAAACUCAAAAGCCUUGUCCUGGCAGCCACCAGGAAGCAAAGAUUUGAAAGGGUGACAAAAGAUCUGAAAGUAACACGAGUUUUCAGUACUUUGGUGGAAGAGAUCAAGGCAAUAGGAACCACGUCGAGUGAAGAAGACAGGGAUCGAGAGAAUGUGAUGAUGCCGGUGAAACUUAGUGACCGGAGUCCGGUCCUCCUUUUCAUGGGUGGUGGAAUGGGAGUUGGCAAGAGUACUGUUCUCAAGGACAUCCUAAAAGAGCCAUUUUGGUCUGGUGCGGCAGAGAAAGCUGUGGUAGUUGAAGCAGAUGCUUUCAAGGAAACAGACGUCAUUUACAGGGCCAUUAGCUCUAAAGGCCACCACGACGACAUGCUCCAAACUGCUGAAUUGGUACACCAGUCGUCUACUGACGCAGCAUCAUCCCUACUUGUAACGGCAUUAAACGAAGGCCGUGAUGUAAUAAUGGAUGGCACACUUUCGUGGGAGCCAUUCGUUGAGCAGACCAUUGCAGUGGCCAGAAAUGUUCAUCGUUGCAGGUAUAGCAUGGGAGUUGGAUAUAAAGUGGCUGAAGACGGAACAAUAACAGAGAACUAUUGGGAACAGAAAGAGCAGUAUGAUGAAGCAUCUAAUAGGAGAAAACCUUACAGAAUAGAAAUGGUUGGUGUUGUGUGCGACGCUUACCUAGCCGUCAUCAGAGGAAUUAGAAGAGCCAUUCUGAUGGGAAGAGCUGUGAGGGUGAAGUCACAAUUGACAUCGCACAAAAGAUUUGCAAAUGCAUUUCCGAAGUACUGUAACCUGGUUGAUAAUGCUAGGCUAUAUUGCACAAAUUCAAUGGGAACUCCUCCUAAGUUGAUAGGGUGGAAAGAUGGAGGAAACAACUUGCUGGUUGAUCAAGAAGAAAUAAAAUGCUUAAAGGAAGUAAGCAUGUUGAAUGAAGACGCCGACUCCAUACAUGACCUAUACCAGCAACAUUCAGGCCCAACUCCUAAAGCUGGCUCUGGUUGGCAUGAGAUAGUGAUAUCUCCCUCUAGAGCAACCAUCCAACAAGAACUAAAGACUGUCAUCGCCAAGGUCGAAAAGCAGAAUCCAUUGUCAAGUUAGAAACCUUUUUUUACCAUUUCAUUUCCUUUCUUUUAUCCUGAUUUUGUGAGAAACUGUUCUUCAAAUUCGAACCACGCAUCUUGUAAGUUUAUAUAGCAUACCACAUAUUUUGUACUCAGCCAAACAUUCAACUUUCAAUUACUCUGCUUUCUGUUUUGAUAAAUUGAACACCCAAUCACUCA
Messenger RNA from Papaver somniferum (opium poppy), 1870 nucleotides. RefSeq lists its product as uncharacterized. NCBI's taxonomy places the organism in Eukaryota, Viridiplantae, Streptophyta, Magnoliopsida, Ranunculales, Papaveraceae. The coding region runs from base 117 to 1688 and encodes 523 amino acids. The transcript has 8 exons. The record is from RefSeq and is a predicted model, not a curated record. Gene Ontology annotation, molecular function: ATP binding; kinase activity.